Aphidius gifuensis is the source of this 1445-nucleotide messenger RNA. Its product is annotated as protein PFC0760c-like. The transcript has 4 exons. Bases 81 to 1400 code for a protein of 439 amino acids. NCBI's taxonomy places the organism in Eukaryota, Metazoa, Arthropoda, Insecta, Hymenoptera, Braconidae. The record is from RefSeq and is a predicted model, not a curated record.
UAUUCUUUUAUAUAUAUAACAUAACGAAUGUGAAAAUAAUGUUUUAACCUCAGCAAAAUUUGAAAUUGAAUAGUAAAAUUAUGUCACAAAUCUGUCCCAGUUCAUCGCAUCAGCUUGCGGCUGCAGCGUUGGCAUUUCAUCGUGCACGAAGAAAAUUUAUCCAAAAUCCUUGCCAACUUAUUCACUUGGGACAUGAAGAUUUAAAGAGUAUUCAAACGAGCAACAAAACUGAAAAUAAAUUGACAAGACCAAGGACUGCUUCUGGAUGUAGAAAUUCCACAGAGACUACACUGGAUGUUAAAUCAGUUAAUGGUACUGGUGACUGUUUUGAUACUGUGCCAAGUACAACAACGACAACGACAACGACUACUCCAACUCCAACAACAACAGCAACAACAACAACAAAAAAGAUGACAUUUGAUGAUGGUAAAGUGUUGGAAAAUAACGAAGAAUUCAAAGAUGCCAAAGAUAGUUUUGAUAACAACUCGUUACAAGUAUAUAAAAAUAAAAAUUGUUCCUGUUAUCACAAACUAAAAGUAAAUAAUGAAAAACAUAAAAGUUCACUCAAUUUAUUAUCCAACGAUGGAUUUAUAGAAAAUUGUGUCAGUGAUGAAGAUGAACCAUUAUUAUGUGAUUUUUCAAAAAAACUUUAUGAAUGGGAGUGUAGAGCACGUCAAGAAUCUUUAAUGAAGACACAAUAUUUUCAAAAACGAGUCAUAGAAUUACAAAGAGAUAAUAAAAAUAUAAAAAAUUCCAUUAAUCAAAAAUUAUCAUCUAGGCAUCAUUAUUGUCAUUGUAAUGAUUGCCAAUUUGAUUAUCAAAAAUCUCAACUUUUGAAUGAAAUACGUUCUAAUUGUUCUACAAUGUCAAAAGAAUCAUUGAACCCAUUAAAAAGACAACUAAAAAAUUAUUCAAAUGAUAUUAAAUUCAUUGAUAAUAAUUGUUGCAAAAGCCAACGACAUUGUUUGCCAAUCAAAGAAGUUGAUCAUGAAGAUAAUAAAGAUGAAGAUGAUAGUAAUGACGACGAUGAUGACAAUGAUAAUGAUGAUGAUGAUGAUGAUGAUGAUGAUGAUGAUGAUGAUGUUAUAAAUAAUAUAAGAAUAAUAAAUCAUAAAGAUUCAGUUGAUAUUUUAGUUGAAAAAUACAAGUGUCAAAAAAUUAAUGACAAUGUAUUAAAAAAGAAUAAUGAAUGCAUAUUAUGUAAAAAAAAGUUUGUUCAUUUGAUGUCAGAUCAAACGACAAAAGAAUGUAAAAUCUUUGAGGAUUGUGAGACGACCUGUUGUACUCAAAAAAACCAAAGUUCCAACAAGUUGGGCGAUCAAUUGAGACAAAAGUGUCUCAGAUCACGCCUGACCUCAUCCGGAAUUUGUUGUUCUAAUGAAAAACCAUUAACGGAUUAAACGACCCCUGAAAAAGUCAAUAAAACAAUUUAGUAAAAACUAAAA